GGAGACGAUCGUUGCGUACUGCGCCCAAAAUAGACAACCUAAUGGUCCGAUCUCGAUUCCAAACCGACCCCUCCCUCGCGUUCCAUUCGCCCGACGCCUUCCGCGGACGACGAACGGCAAUUCGGAAGCCGCAGGAAGGAGAGAAGGGAUCCAAAUCAGUAAUAGGAUAUUUGUUCUUUUGUCGAUCGUUUGGGAUUUGAUUUGAUUUAGGUUGAUUCUCGAGGAAGAGGGAUCGGCUUUUCUUUAAUCCCUUCCUUUGUUGUGUUCCGUGCGGCUCUUUUUAUGAUGCCCUGCUGUUCUUCGUCGCUUGGAUCGCGGAUUCGAUCGUGGCUCCACGACUACGAUUGCCUCCAGUCUGUCGCCGUCGUCCUCAUCUACGUCCAAAUUGGGUGUGCACUUGUCGGAUCGCUUGGGGCCUUGUUCAAUGGAGUGUUGCUGAUCAAUCUGGUGGUGGCGCUAUUUGCUCUAGUUGCGAUUGAGAGCAGUAGUCAGAUCCUUGGGAGGACUUACGCGGUGCUUCUCGUUUUCUCUAUCCUGCUUGACGUCGCGUGGUUCAUACUUUUCUCCCACACGAUAUGGAACAUGACUCCUGAUCAGAAGUUUGGGCCACUGUUUGUCUUCUCACUCAGGCUUGCUUUAUGGAUGGAGAUCAUUGGCUUUUCAGUGAGGUUUUUGUCUUCAUUCUUAUGGAUUCAGAUGUAUAGACUGGGGGUUUCAACUGUGGACAGUACUAUCCACCAUGUAGAUUACAGUGUGAGAAAUAGCUUUGUGAACCCUUCAACACAAAUAACUAGGCAGAACUCCACUUCUGAUGAGAUCUUGGGAGGUGCCAUUUAUGAUCCGUCUUAUUACUCCUCGCUUUUUGAGGAUACUCAAGACAAACAAUGCCUUCCUGAGGAUGACAAUCAGAAUGUUCAUGAUAGUCACUCUUCUUCAGAAAUUGAAGCUCCAAAACUUAAAUCAUGCAUUAGUAGAUCUUUUCAAGUCAUAGAUGUUGAUAAUGCUCUAAGAAAGCCCCUAUUGCAAUGAUUCAUUUCUAUACAUGAUCGACCACAUUUCAGCAUUCAUUUUACCCCUUUACUUUACAGUUGCCCCUUCUUUUUGGAACAAUGGGCAUUUUUCUGUUAGAACGCAAGCAGUCUCUUGCAAAUACAGAGGUGCUGUACUAUGGAUACCUUGCCGAAACAAAGGAGUUGCAGCUGGUCCGUCAACCCUUAAUCCUUUACAAUCUCCAGAGGAACAUUGGUGAAGCUUAAUCGACAUUAUCAAGCAUUAAGACAAGAACACUUAUCAGAACGCAGAUCAAUCCAUCAGAAUCUUUUUGGCGGUGAUAAAAUCACUGGGAACACAGAAAUGCACUUGGUCUCACCUUUAAGAACCCCCAGAUUGAAGGUGACCUGUAAGUAGUUGUUGGGCCAACUUUUAUGUGCAUCGUCAGUGAUGAACAAUACUAAAUGCUGGUGCUAUGGAAUUAGAAGUUUUGAUUCAGUUGGAGCAUGGGAUAAGAGGUCUCAAAGUCUUUUCGUUGCUGAUCCUCAUUACUGUUCCAGCCAAAUGUAUCAAACAGAAUGCCUACUCCACUCCUAUGGCUGUACAUAAUGGAAAUUGAAAUGCUGCAUGAGAGAACCACCUUAAGCUUUUUGUCUCUAUACAUGUCAGUAACUCGAAGGGUACACGAAAUAGAGCAAAUUGAUGUGUGUUCCUUUUGUUAUUGAA
Molecule: messenger RNA, 1716 nt
Organism: Musa acuminata subsp. malaccensis (wild Malaysian banana)
Lineage: Eukaryota; Viridiplantae; Streptophyta; Magnoliopsida; Zingiberales; Musaceae
Source: RefSeq, a predicted model, not a curated record